This is a messenger RNA of Bipolaris sorokiniana ND90Pr, 737 nucleotides long. RefSeq lists its product as uncharacterized. Lineage: Eukaryota; Fungi; Ascomycota; Dothideomycetes; Pleosporales; Pleosporaceae. Bases 24 to 737 code for a protein of 237 amino acids. The record is from RefSeq and is a predicted model, not a curated record. The transcript has a single exon.
UCACACCCAACGUCACCGUAGCCAUGCAACCAUCUCUCAUGACGCUAGUCCUUCUAGCACCAACACAAGCUAUAGCAUCCGAGCCCACCCAGGUAACCAAGGUAAUUGUAAGAACCAGCACCAUUGACGCUCCCUCCGAGUUCACUCAAGCUAGCAUCGUAGCUCAGCUGCAGAAAGAUUCGAUGCUCCCUGCUUCCCCAACCCUAGCUUGGAUAGAACCUUCCUGGUUGUUGUACAGCGACGCCACACCCACCGAGACAUCGGUUGCGGCACCCACUGAGACUCCAGUCGCAGCACCUACGUCCAAACCCGAUAACUGGAACACCAACCCUAAAGAAGACAAGAUUCACGUAAUGAUCUUCCUCGGCGUCACCGGCGGCCUCUUCGGCCUCAUGGUUUCGCUAGGCCUCCUCGGCUCCUGCGUUCAAGUAUAUCAGCGUCGAUCUCGCGCUAAGAAGGCAUCCGGCUCCUCUUCCAAUAAUGACCAGACUAGAGACGUGGAGCGUACCGCCGGUCUCCCAGGUAAUUUAGGCAUUCUCAAAUCAGAUGCUAACAAUAGUUCCCGGACGCUUGUUGCGGGUGAGGCGCAUGAGGGUGGUGUUGUUAUCAUGAUGCCAGAGUUUCCGGCUCCUGCGUAUCGGAAUAAUAUUUCGCCUCAGGAUGUACAUUAUCCGGAGGGCGAGACGAUGUCUCAGGCGCCGCAAGGAUCGGCUUCGGUGCGUCCAACGGGCUCUUGA